GCCCCUCAAUGACAAGUUACACAACUGUCAGUUGGAAAAAAUGGUGCUUAGAAAGUUGUGGAGGGUAACAAAAUACGGAGCCCUUGGAGGAGCCAUAGGAACAACAGGCUACCUACUACAAAAGAAUGACUGGGAUAUAUCAACUAUUGGAGUGGUCAGAUUUGGUCAAGCAGCAUGGGCAGCAGUGAGACUAGUAGCAGAUUAUAAGAUAAACCUGAGGGGACUUGACUAUGAUUCUCCAGAAUACCAGAAAGUCAAGUCAGAGAUUCAUCUAAGGUCAGCCUUGCGAUUGAGAGAUAUGUGCUGCACAAACGGGGGAGCUUUCAUUAAAGUGGGACAACACGUAGGGUCUCUUGAAUACCUCCUACCCAAAGAAUAUGUAGAGACCAUGAAGGUUUUACAUGAUAAAGCCCCCCAGUCUGACGUGGAAGAAUUGAAAAGAGUUUUUGAAGAAGAUCUGAAAAUGAAGGUGGAGGAUGUUUUUGAGAGUUUUGAAAAGAAUCCAUUGGGAGCUGCUUCUUUAGCACAAGUCCAUAAAGCAACUCUGAAAGAUGGAACAGUACUAGCUGUCAAAAUCCAGCAUCCUCAAGUCAAGAGUCAUUCUUAUGUAGACAUCAAAACAAUGGAGCUUCUAGUACACUGUAUUGCCUGGAUUUUCCCUGGCUUUCAGUAUAUGUGGCUUGCUGAGGAAACCAAAAAGAACCUUCCACUAGAACUGGAUUUUGUCCAUGAGGGACAAAACUGUGAGAGAGUAGAAAGACUUUUUAAACAUUUCCGCUUUCUGAAAGUGCCAAAAAUUCACUGGGAGUUGUCAUCAGAGAGAGUACUGACAAUGGAAUUCUGCGAGGGAGGAAAAGUAGAUGACAAGGCUUACAUGGAGAAACAUAAAAUCGAUGUCAAUGAGGUUAGUAAGAACCUAGGCAAGCUGUACAGUGAGAUGAUAUUCGUCCAAGGUUAUGUACAUUGUGAUCCUCAUCCUGGAAACGUCCUGGUGAACAAAACAGAGGACGGAACUCAGAUAAUCCUUCUUGACCAUGGAUUGUAUCAGACUCUGACUGAUCCAUUUCGAGUGAGCUACAGUAAGCUCUGGAUGUCCCUCAUCAAUGCUGACUUGGAGGGCAUUAAGAAGUACUCAGCAGAACUGAAUUGUGGGGACAUGUAUGGACUGUUUGCCUGCAUGUUAACGGCCCGCUCCUGGAAGGCCAUCACUAGUGGGAUAGAUAAAUCACAGAUUACACAGUCGGAGAGUGAUGAAAUAAAAGACAAUGCCGCAAACUACCUCAUAGAGAUCUCAGAAAUACUCAACAAGAUCCCCAGAGAGAUGCUUCUCAUUCUAAAGACCAACGACGUUCUACGUGGGAUAGAGUAUAGUUUGAACAUUCGACCUAAUGCCACAUCUUUCCUGAACAUGUCUCGGUGUUGCGUACAGGCCGUGGGAGAAGACGAAUACAGACAGUGUCAUUCCUGGUCCAGUCGCAUGGCAGUACAGUUUUCUACCUCAUGGCAACUCUUGAAAAUUAGCAUUUACGAAUUCUUCCUGUGGUUACAGUCAGAAUACUGUUGGUUGUUAAUGCAAGUGCCAAGUUAAUGAUAGCCAGUAAUAGGUUUUUUAAAUGUACUUUAUACAUUGUCUGAUAGGAUAUAUCAUCAGUUCUUUGUUUUGUUUUUAUAAACUUGUUCAUAAAUGUCACUGUAAGGGUUUUGAGCAAGUUUUUAUAUUUAAACUACUGUAAAAUCACUUAUUUUCAUGGAGGUUUAAUUUUCAUUGUUUUCGAGGCAAGGAGAGACCCACAAAUUUAUGACCACCAUGAAAUGUAAACAUUAUACAAUUAA
This is a messenger RNA of Saccostrea cuccullata (small rock oyster), 1833 nucleotides long. RefSeq names its product aarF domain-containing protein kinase 1-like. Bases 41 to 1588 code for a protein of 515 amino acids. The record is from RefSeq and is a predicted model, not a curated record. Lineage: Eukaryota; Metazoa; Mollusca; Bivalvia; Ostreida; Ostreidae. Gene Ontology annotation, biological process: protein phosphorylation. Gene Ontology annotation, molecular function: protein kinase activity; ATP binding. The transcript has 9 exons.